Molecule: messenger RNA, 645 nt
Organism: Phycomyces blakesleeanus NRRL 1555(-)
Lineage: Eukaryota; Fungi; Mucoromycota; Mucoromycetes; Mucorales; Phycomycetaceae
Exons: 1
Coding region: 1-645 (214 amino acids)
Source: RefSeq, a predicted model, not a curated record
AUGAAUAUCAAUGAACUUUCACCCAAACAAAUCCUCGAGCUUAUUAAGCUUGGACAGCAGGCACAACAGAGACAACGAGAUUACGACGGAGAUAACCUCCCAGAAGAAAUCCUCAAAGAUUUGGACGAGCCUUCAGCGAAAGGUCUCAAGUCGAACAUUAUUCGAUUCACAAAAGACACCCUCCAAUUUGAGGGUGGAAAGUGGACAAAGUCAGGAGCGAUCAACCAGAUUUUCGUCCCUGACCUCAAAAAAUACACCGUGGAUGCCCAUCAGAUUGUACAAGGCAAAUACAAAGAUGGCGACAAACUUCGAAUUGCAGGAAGAGCAGCAAGUGAAGUCUUCAACGACCUCAAGUAUAUUAAAUCACAACAAAGUAGUAACAAAGACGCAGCCGAUUUUGAUGAACUCAUCGAAAAAGUCAGGCGUUUGGCCGUCUAUGCGUUCGCAAGUGGAAAAACGCUGGACGAAGAUGCCAAAGAACUCAGCAUCCGAGCAAUUAAGCUCCCCACAAGAGCAAGAUAUUUCGAAGAUGAAGAUGACAACGACAAAGACAUGGCCUUCGAUCAGGAGUGGGUGGAGAAAAUCCAACAAGCAAGAUACGAAGAAUCUGUCCUCCAGAGUGCUGUCAGUAACAAGAGAGGAUGA